Messenger RNA from Psilocybe cubensis, 339 nucleotides. RefSeq lists its product as uncharacterized. Gene Ontology annotation, biological process: intra-Golgi vesicle-mediated transport. The record is from RefSeq and is a predicted model, not a curated record. Bases 1 to 339 code for a protein of 112 amino acids. NCBI's taxonomy places the organism in Eukaryota, Fungi, Basidiomycota, Agaricomycetes, Agaricales, Agrocybaceae. The transcript is spliced from 3 exons.
AUGUCUUCCUCAAGAGCCCGCGUAGAGGAUGUCUACGAAUCACAAAAUGACCAGAGGCUCGAUGAAUUGCACUCCAAAAUCCGAACGUUACGCGGUAUUACAACAGAUAUACAUGGUGAUGUUGAAUCUCAAAACCUCAUGUUAGACGAAACAGGCGACCGAUUCUCUUCGUUCGGUGCAUCUUUAAUGCAAACUUCAAAACGAGCCGGCCAGGCAUUCGGAAUUGGCUCAGGAAGCCUCAAACCAUGGAGAAUCGCUAUGCUUAUUGUUGGCGUAUUCCUCGCUUUCUGGCUCAUAUCGAAGAUUUUGUCAUGGUGGUGGGGUUCUCCCGCCGUCUGA